Drosophila serrata is the source of this 1631-nucleotide messenger RNA. Its product is annotated as angio-associated migratory cell protein. NCBI's taxonomy places the organism in Eukaryota, Metazoa, Arthropoda, Insecta, Diptera, Drosophilidae. Gene Ontology annotation, molecular function: protein binding. The record is from RefSeq and is a predicted model, not a curated record.
UGUCACUUUAUCACAGUUUCUGGCCACGUGCGGCUGUUGUUUCACUUUUAAUAAUAACAAAGAGUUAACAACAAAUAGCGGCCGAAAUGCAGGAGAACACACCGCCGCAUCGCCCCGACAUCGAGUACAGCGACGACGAAGUGCUGGAGGAGAUCGAGCUGGGCGACGAGGGCGAGGAGGAGUUCGACGAGGUGACGCUGGAGCAGCUGGAGGCACGCCUAGGCGGACUAGGCGACAGCGAAGAUGAAGAGGAGGAGCGUGCCGACAUGGAGCGCAUAGCACGCCUGGAAGACCAGGCGGAGGUCACAUUUAAGCAACACAAGGCCCCGGUCUUCGCCUGCAGCCUGCAUCCGACAUACAACUGGGCUGUGACCGGCAGCGAGGAUGAUCGUGCCUAUGUCUGGGACACAGCCACGGGAGAGGUGCUCCACGAGAUCACCGAGCACAAGGACACUGUCACGGAGACACACUUUAGCCACGACGGUGCCUACUUGGUCACCGGAGACAUGGCGGGCGAAUUAUUUGCCUUCAAGGUCAGCGAACAGCGGGACGAACGGCCCAUCUUGGCCAAAGUUUGGGACUACUCCAUGAGCGACAUGUCUUGGCUCUUCUGGCACCGGGCUGCGCAUAUUCUGCUGGCCGGCAGCGACAGCGGUGAUAUCUACGUGUGGCGCAUUCCUGGCGGAGACUGCAAAAUCCUGCCGGGUCAAUCUUCACGCUGCGAGUCUGGGGAGCUGAGUGGCGAUGGCAAGAAGCUCUUUACUGCAUACCUGAACGGUCAUGUAAAGCUGUGGGACCUGAAGACCUGCCAGGUGCUGAUGGAGGUCAACGAGCAGCAUUCCCUGGGUUUUGGCGAGAUCACGCAUGCAGUGGUGGACUGUGAGAGGGAUUCGCCGUUCUAUAUCUGCGCCGAAGGAUCGGGUCUGAUCCUAUUUUGCACCAACAAUGGUCCUGUGAAUACGGUUCAGUCGGAGCACAGCAUCGAAUGCCUGGCCUUUGCUCCCGCCAACUCGGAUCUCAAGCUCUUUGCAUGCGGAUCGCUGGAUGGGCAAAUCUCCAUUUGGGAUUAUGCCAAGACAUCGCUGCGUACGGUCUGUGAGAUUCCAGAGCCGAAUGAUAGUGUCCUUCGGAUCAAGUGGCUGAAUGACCACACCAUACUGGCGGCCACAUCGCAGGGCAACUUGAAUGCAUUCGAUGCACGCACGGGAUCACUUAAAUUCAAGCUAACCGGUCACCAUUAUCACAUUUACGAGUUUGUGUACAGACCGCAGGAUAACCUGCUGCUGACAGUUUCCGAGGACAAAAUGGCCAAGAUAUUCAGGGUGCCACCGCUGGGCGAUUAAUUAGGACUUUUAAUUGUUGGACAUACAUAAUGUAUAUGUAAAUAUAGGAAAUACAUACAAAAACGAAGUACUUUUGACUUGGCAGCCAGGAGCAACGACCCCCAAGGGGUGGUCCUGUCCCACUUUGUCCUAUUUACAGAGAAAUAAAGGAGUGCGCGGGAGGCAAAAGUCGACUAAAGAUAGAACAAACAAAAGUUGAAACAAUUGUGGGAGCAAUAAUAGUCUUGAAAUUGUUCUUUGUUUUGGAAAAAUGUUCAAAAUCUUCCUAUAGCAAAAGUACUUAUUAUU